GAAAGCGAAUCUGCAAUGUGAGAAAUUGACAUGACAAGUGAAGAGGAACAACGCCAAGCAAUCUUGGCGCUUGGUAAAUCCUUCGCUCAGUGCACAGAUUUCGAUUUAUGGGGCCAACCAAUUGAAGCUAUAGAUGGCUACAAAAGACUAUCAAGACAACUGGAUGAUUUUGCUAAUACAGAGAUUCCGCUUUUCUCAGAUGAACAAAAAAAAGUAUUGAGGAAGAUAGGCAUCUGCUUGGACCUGAGAUGUAAAGCAUUACAGGCACCUGGUACAGUCAAUGGAAUUCUAUUAGAUGACCUGAAGAGGAUAGGAAAUACAUUGGACAGCAUUUUAAAGCAGAGAUGUCGAGACUUCCCUGUAGAUGUAACAGCAGCACAACUCCAGGCCCGAACACUUCCCAGCUCACAGAACAGAGUUCAAGAAAGUGAUGAAGUGGAUGAUGAUAAACAGGGAUCCAGAGCAAAAGGAAGCUUGCUGCCCAGACCUCUAGCAUACAGUGGUAUGAGAGUACUGACAGUUAAAAUAGAGAGAAUUGGACUAAAAGAUGCCACUCAGUACAUAGAACCUUAUAUAACUGUGUCAGUGAGAGAUGCAACAGGGACAGAGCUUACAGCUGCCCAGGAUACACCAGUAGCCACCAAGAAAGAGAGCAAGUGUAUUGUGUUUAAUGAAGAGGUGCACAUUCAGAAGUCUAUAGAGAGUCUCCCCAAUGGGUUUUCAAUAUUUUUUGAGUUCAAGCAUUUUAAACCAAAGAAAAACAUGAUCAGCACAAAGUGUUGGGCCUUCAUGGAGAGGGAUGAAGUCAAAGAGGGACCAGUAGCAUUAGAACUAUACCAGAAACCAGCAGAUUACAAAAGGAAAAACAUCAAGCUGUUAACCGUGAAACCAUUGUAUCUCCAUUUGAAAAUUAUUUUUAACACAUAAUGGACAGAAGUCAUAUACUGGAAGUAUCUUGACUUUUAAAAAGGAACAUUAAAAUUGUGAACUGAAGUUAGACAUUAUGAAUAGUGUUUUAGUAAACACAGGAAGUUAUGCUUUGUAAAUCAUUUUGUUAUGAAUCAGUACAUGUGAGGCUUGUAGACACCAUGAAGAUUGAUUAUAGGCCUCCUAAUCAGUGUCUUGUCUUAUAUAACUUGCCUCCUGUAUUGACCUGUGCUAAUAUUUUAAUAGAGCUUAAGGAAGUCAAUAACAUGUGCUAAAAUACUCUUGACUUAAUUUUCGAGAAAAAAAAAUCAAUCUAAAUUAUUAAAAACUUACCAACAAUAUUUCCUAUAUAUCAGUUUCCAGGAGGUAGUAAAAAAGGACUAUGUCAGCAAAAAUGACUUUUUUUUUAUAAGUGUGCCUUAAUCAUUAACAAGAAGUUUUCUGAAAUAAUUACUAUUAAUUAUUUUCAUCCUAUAUUUUACAAAUACAUGUAUUUACUGAAACUUUCUGUAUUUUAAUAGUUUUAUUUAUCAUUUUAAAAAAUAUACACUAUGUCUUAACAUUCCAUAUAUGUCAGCCAAAUCCGAAAUAUAAUCCUCACACUAACAUUUCUGUUUUGUUAGUCCCUUGACCACUCUAAAUGAUAAACUAGUGGUUAUAGAGGCUUUGUCUUCACUUUGUUUGUCUGUGGUUAUUCCAGUUUUCUAAACUUCCAAACAGAAUUCUUUAAGGGUGAACGUUGUUACAUGUACCAUGCAUAAUGCCGAGUCUCAUGUUAUAAUGCAAGCAUGCUUUAUUGCAAAGUUCCAGUUCUAAAAUACAAGUCAAGUACUGUAUUGGUUGUGAGAAAUUAUUACAGAUCAGUAUACAGUAGUGAAAUAUUUUACUACUGAAUGUAUUAUAUAUGCUGCACAUCUCAAAUAUUCUGGUUAUCCAAUAGCAGCUGUUGUUAACUGAUAUCCGUCCAAUGUGUUCAGUUCGUCAGAAUGAAAUGUCUUAAUAUUGUUUAGUUUUGAGGUGCUUUUUUGACCAAAUGAAUUGUUUGAGAUGGAAGGAAUCUAGCUUUUAUUUUAUUUUUGUUAUGAUCGUUCCAAUGCACUUUGUUAUUGCACAGAACGUUGAUCAUUGUUUUAAUAAUCUUGGAUUAGGUGAGCUGGAAGAUGAUUUUAAAUAAACAUUUAUUUUUUUUUGUUUUAAAGCAUAUUUAUUAAUAAGUAAAUGUUUGUAUUUAUCUCCUAAAGAACACCCUUAAAAUCGGAUGUCAAUUUUCUUUCAGUCAUAAACUUUUGAACAUUUUGAAUUUCACAAAAAGAUUGUGAAUUAUUAAGUAUAUGGUCCUCAUUCCCAAAGCCCAAAUCAUUUGGCCAUAUCCUCCAAAAUUGUUACAUUCUUUAAUUUAUGUUCUCAUGAUUUCAUUGGGAAGUGAGCCUUUAAUUACUAUUGUUGGGAAAGAAAUAUGUUCACAAGUCCAAAAUUUAAUUUCUAGGAUUCAGAUGUUAAAAAUGUAUAACAUCUUGUACAUUUACUGCUUAAUGUGAAACGUUGUGGAAAAUCAGUGGAAAGACAGUAAAAAGGUAUCAGUUUGAUUCUGAAAUUAUGUCUAUAAUUUAAUUCAAGAUACUAGACAAAUGUGUGGUUUUGCAUAAUAUGAAAUGUCUAUAUGUAAAAAUACAUGCAUUUUCAUAUACAUGUUCAAGUAAACCAUUUACAUGUUGUGUACUGUGAAAUAUGUGAUUUACAGUACUGGUAUAUAUUUUUCUUGAUUUGUGAUCAAGCAGCUUACCUGUUUUAAAAAAAUUGCAAAAAUUGAAUUUGCAAAAAACGUGAAUGCCAUGCACUUUUCAUUUAUUGAGGAAAACAAGUCAUUCAAAUUCAAAUAAUAUGCUGUAAAGCAACUAAUUACCAUAUGUUGAAAAAUUCAGAUUGAAAUAAAAGUAUCAAUAGCAUUGAUUUAUGUUGAAGUCAUAAAGAGUAUUUUAGAUAAUUUCAAGAAAGCUAACCAAGAAAUUUCAAAAGAUUUUGAAUUAUGGAAAUAUGUUGGCAAGAAUAUAUGUUUGUGUAUUUUUUUCUUUUCUGUCAGUGUAUCUUUAGUGAUUAAAACAUUUUAUUUUACA
Molecule: messenger RNA, 3041 nt
Organism: Saccostrea cuccullata (small rock oyster)
Lineage: Eukaryota; Metazoa; Mollusca; Bivalvia; Ostreida; Ostreidae
Product: axin interactor, dorsalization-associated protein B-like
Exons: 10
Coding region: 31-927 (298 amino acids)
Cellular component (GO): membrane
Molecular function (GO): phosphatidylinositol binding
Source: RefSeq, a predicted model, not a curated record